CUGCUACCUCUCAGGAAGGACUUGGAACAGCGGGUCGUCGCAGUCUCAAGCCGUGUUUUCUGGGGCAUUUUCAAAUAAGAUGUCGAACGCCGAGGACCUACUGCGGGAUUUUGAGGAGGACGAUGAAGAUUUCGAGGCCAUCGAUGACCUUCAAGAUGAAGGCGAAGGAGGAGGAGGAGUGGAGGAAGAGGAGGAAACUGUGAUGGAGGAGGCGCCUCCGCAGGCCACGAAUGAGUUUGAGACGGCGAUAUCUACACAGGACGAGCUCACACGUCUCCACAAGGUACUACGCGACCAUUAUUCGGUUCGGUUCCCGGAACUUGAGACUCUGGUGACAACUCCGAUCGACUACGCAAAGACGGUGGCUAUUCUGAAGAAUGGCCCGUUGGACGACAUCAAAGCGCUAUCUUCCUCGGCGGAGAACAUGGUCGGCGUGCCGCUGAAGUCGGUCCUCGAUGGCCCGUCGCUGAUGGUGGUGGCGGUGGAGGGCACAACUACGCGGGGGCGGGAGAUGAGCGAGUCGGAGCUAAAAGCCGUUCUGGAUACGUGCGAGAAGAUCCUGAGGCUGGAUCGUGAACGGAGGGCGCUCACGGAGAGCAUCCAGUCACGCAUGAACAAAAUUGCGCCAAACUUGGCAGCCUUGAUUGGGCCCGAGACGGCAGCCCAGUUCCUCAACCAGACCGGUGGAUUGCGGGAGCUGGCCAAGAUACCCGCGUGCAAUCUAGGAGCGCAGGGCUCGCGGCGACGUGACGGGCUGGGUUUUGCUACGAACACCGGCAUCCGGGCACAAGGCUUUCUCUACGAUUCAGAGCUCAUCCAGGGAAUUCCCAACGACCUCAAGCGUCAGGCGAUCCGUAUUGUCUCGUCGAAGAUGGUCCUCGCCACCCGGGCAGAUGUGGCGGGAUUCAGCACUGACGGCUCGCUGGGCGAGGAUCUAAAGCAGCAGUGCUUCCAGCGGCUGGACAAACUGACGGAGCCCCCGCCGAAUUCUGGGGUGAAAGCGCUCCCGGCGCCAGACGACAAACCUUCACGGAAAAGAGGCGGACGCCGAGCCCGAAAGGCUAAAGAAGCGAUUGCUAUGACAGAGCUCCGCAAGGCCCAGAACCGAGUCGCUUUCGGCAAGGAGGAGGCCGAGGUUGGGUACGGUACCGGCGAGGGGACUGUCGGACUGGGGAUGAUCGGGCAAGAGAAUGAUGGGCGGAUCCGCGCCAUCCAGAUCGACCAGCGGACGCGGGCGAAGCUGAGCAAGUCGAACAAGGGCUGGGGCACCGCCACGCCUGUCAGCGGUACGGCCUCGUCGCUUCGGGGUUUUGGACAGGGUGCCGGCGGCACCGCCACCGUUCUCCAGGCCAAGGGUCUGCGCACUUCGGGCGUGGGCCCGACCCUGACGGGCACGGCCGGCACAGCGAGCACUAUUUCCUUUACCCCCGUGCAGGGCUUAGAGCUUGUCGACCCCAAGGUCCAGGCCGAGCUGAACCGCAAACGCAAGGCGGAGGAAGACCGCUGGUUCCGGUCCGGGACGUUCACCCAGGUUGGCGGCCAAACCAGCACCACUCCGGCCGCCGGCUCUGGCGAGAAUGGAGGCUUCAAGGUCCCUGCUCUGCCGCCCAAGAAGAAGGUGGACACGGGUGAAGGCAAAAUGGCGCCUCCUCCGCUUCCGAAAUAAUCCCCUUUGGGAGGAAAAGCAUUACUGGCGUUCUCGGUUGUAUGAUACCAUUCACGGAUAUUAGAAAAUAUCACAAGCACUAUCAAGCAGUAUUGAUAUUUAAUUAAAGCU
Messenger RNA from Penicilliopsis zonata CBS 506.65, 1777 nucleotides. RefSeq lists its product as hypothetical. The transcript has a single exon. Bases 80 to 1666 code for a protein of 528 amino acids. Gene Ontology annotation, biological process: mRNA splicing, via spliceosome; spliceosomal tri-snRNP complex assembly. The record is from RefSeq and is a predicted model, not a curated record. Gene Ontology annotation, cellular component: U4 snRNP; U4/U6 x U5 tri-snRNP complex; precatalytic spliceosome. Lineage: Eukaryota; Fungi; Ascomycota; Eurotiomycetes; Eurotiales; Aspergillaceae.